UGACAGUGGAGUGGAGGGAAAUUUUUUAAAGAAAAACAAAAAUAAAUAGAUUAAACUAUUAUUUAAAAAAAAAGGUAUCAAAUUAAUCUUUAAGAUUUCUUAAAACUCGUACGCGUUUUAAAGUACAAUUUAAUGGUUAAUGAAAUGAGUUUGAGAUUGGAGAAACUCGUUGAAGACAUCAAAGAGGAGACGAUUUUGUGGCCGAUUGAAGAUGCAAAAAAUUCGCCUGAAGAAGAUGCCGCUUGGGCUAGAAUUGGUGCCAAACAUAAAAUGACUGGUCCUCAUGUCAAGUCGAUUUUUAAAGUAUUGUCUAAAAAGUAUGAAGUUGAAAAAGCAAAUCCCAACACAGAAUGGAAGCUUUUUAGUUAUUUGUCAUUCUUGGAUAUUAAAAAAGAAGAGAAUUUAGAUAAUAACACAGAUUGCGAGGGCGACGAUAAUGAAGAGUUUGUGGAGUUACUUGAAGUUAACGACGACUAUUGUUCUGAUGACGAUGAACCAAACACAUCAGGGGGUUCUUUUUCUGAAGCAAAUCCAAAAAAUUUAACAAAACAACAGCAAACGCUUCAAAUGCCGCCAGAAAUACAAAUUCGAAAAAUUAAAAAUGAUAAAUGUUUCAGCGCUGAAAAGAAAGAUACGAAAAAUGGAACUUUAAAGAAAAUUGGUCAAAAUUCGCUAUCUGAAAAUUUCACAAGAGCAAAUACUUCAGUUUCAGGAUCCCAAGCAAAAAACCAAGACCAAAUCUUACGAAAAUCGUCUUCGCCUAAUUCGAUAGUCGUUCGAAUUCCAAUGAAUGCCGGCAAAUCUGCUAGCAACCAAGAAAAGAAAACGCAAUCCACUCUUACAUCUGGCUUAAAGCUGAAAGUCAAAAAAGAUGAAAAAGUAAAAGAAGCACCUCCCAAUUUAAAAGAAAUAAAACUAAAGAGAAAGAUUGAUACUACAAGAGCAGAAAAAGUUGAAGAUGACCCCCCAGUAAAAAGGCAAAUUGUUUUACCAAAAGGAAUUAGAGUCAUUCCUCAAGCCUCAAAAACAUCAUCUAAAUUAAUUUUGUCAACUUCAAAUGAUUUUCAGUCCCAAAAUGCAUCGAACGAGAGCACAAAUUCAAAUUUUAUGCCAAUAUCACCUACAGACAAAUUGCCACCAUUUUCAUCAUUAUUAAAAAAAUCACCAACAUCAUUAUCUAAAGAUCAAGAGAAGCCGGAACAAGGAAAAAUACAAAAUCAAAAAUCAGAACAUGAACAACCACAUAUAAAAAUUGAAACUUUAUCACCACGGUCACAAAAUAGUUCCAUUUCUAAUGUUACCCUAAACAACAAUAAAAUGAACGGAAUUGAUGCAGUUAGAAAAGAUUUUUCUGAAAAAAGUGAAGCUACAUUAGAAAUUGAACAGAUAAGUAAGGAUGCCGAUGAAAAUACUGAAAUUAAAGUAAAAGUUUUAACUGAACAAGCAGAAAAAAUUUUACCAACAUUUUUCCGGGACUUAUACAAUUCUAAAAAAUAUGAUAGCUUCGGUAUGUAUGUGUCAAGUACAAUGAAUAGACUGCCAUCGCAUUUGGCUUCCAAAUUGGAAGCGAAAAUUUUGCAAUCAAUCAUCGAAAUUAAUUCCAUGGCGGUUGAGGGACAUAAUGAAGACAUUUAAAAUUUUAAAUUUUUUAAUUACAAUAUUACAUUUUAAUUUUUUCAAAAUUUUUGUAUAAAAAAACUGAACGUUAGUAUUUUACUAAUUAUUUGAACUCUAAAGCCUAUAAAAAAUUGUUAUCAAAGCUGCAAAGUAAUCAUACGUUUGAUAUUAACUAUCAAUAUUCACCUAAAAUCAAUGAUUCAUUUAAAGAAUUUUCGUUCUUGGUUAUUAUAAAAGGAAAUUUUAAAUUUUUCAACAAAAAAACAAAAUUUUUUUUUUAAUUAGAAUAAAUGAAAAGGAUUUGAUUUUGUGCUGUACCCAAGAUUUUUUCAACAAAACAGACGACAACAAGAAUAAUGUAAAAUAAUGAUUUUCUAUUGCAUGGAGUUUUAGUUUUAAUGUUACAAAAUUA
Molecule: messenger RNA, 2029 nt
Organism: Condylostylus longicornis
Lineage: Eukaryota; Metazoa; Arthropoda; Insecta; Diptera; Dolichopodidae
Gene: Map60
Exons: 4
Coding region: 133-1635 (500 amino acids)
Source: RefSeq, a predicted model, not a curated record